AUGACUGGUGACAGUCAUGCUACUGGGAGUGAGGAACAAAAGGGAAUGACUGGUGACAGUCAUGCUACUGGGAGUGAGGAACAAAAGGGAACGACUGGUGACAGUCAUGCUACGGGGAGUGAGGAACAAAAGGGAACGACUGGUGACAGUCAUGCUACUGGGAGUGAGGAACAAAAGGGAACGACUGGUGACAGUCAUGCUACGGGGAGUGAGGAACAAAAGGGAACGACUGGUGACAGUCAUGCUACUGGGAGUGAGGAACAAAAGGGAACGACUGGUGACAGUCAUGCUACUGGGAGUGAGGAACAAAAGGGAAUGACUGGUGACAGUCAUGCUACUGGGAGUGAGGAACAAAAGGGAACGACUGGUGACAUUCAUGCUACUGGGAGUGAGGAACAAAAGGGAACGACUGGUGACAGUCAUGCUACUGGGAGUGAGGAACAAAAGGGAAUGACUGGUGACAGUCAUGCUACUGGGAGUGAGGAACAAAAGGGAACGACUGGUGACAGUCAUGCUACUGGGAGUGAGGAACAAAAGGGAAUGACUGGUGACAGUCAUGCUACUGGGAAUGUUGAACAAAAGGGAAUGACUGGUGACAGUCAUGUUACUGGGAGUGAGGAACAAACAGGAACAACUGGUGACAGUUAUGCUACUGGGAGUGAGGAACAAAAGGGAAUGACUGGUGACAGUCAUGCUACUGGGAGUGAGGAACAAACAGGAACGACUGGUGACAGUCAUGCUACUGGGAGUGAGGAACAAAAGGGAAUGACUGGUGACAGUCAUGCUACUGGGAGUGAGGAACAAACAGGAAUGACUGGUGACAGUCAUGCUACUGGGAGUGAGGAACAAAAGGGAAUGACUGGUGACAGUCAUGCUACUGGGAGUGAGGAACAAACAGGAACGACUGGUGACAGUCAUGCUACUGGGAGUGAGGAACAAAAGGGAACGACUGGUGACAGUCAUGCUACGGGGAAUGAGGAACAAAAGGGAACGACUGGUGACAGUCAUGCUGCUGGGAGUGAGGAACAAAAGGGAACGACUGGUGACAGUCAUGCUACUGGGAGUGAGGAACAAAAGGGAAUGACUGGUGACAGUCAUGCUAUUGGGAGUGAGGAACAAACAGGAACGACUGGUGACAGUCAUGCUACUGGGAGUGAGGAACAAACAGGAACGACUGGUGACAGUCAUGCUACUGGGAAUGAGGAACAAACAGGAACGACUGGUGACAGUCAUGCUACGGGGAGUGAGGAACAAAAGGGAAUGACUGGUGACAGUCAUGCUACUGGAAGUGAGGAACAAACAGGAAUGACUGGUGACAGUCAUGCUACGGGGAGUGAGGAACAAAAGGGAAUGACUGGUGACAGUCAUGCUACUGGGAGUGAGGAACAAAAGGGAACGACUGGUGACAGUCAUGCUGCUGGGAGUGAGGAACAAAAGGGAACGACUGGUGACAGUCAUGCUACUGGGAGUGAGGAACAAAAGGGAACGACUGGUGACAGUCAUGCUACUGGGAGUGAGGAACAAAAGGGAAUGACUGGUGACAGUCAUGCUACUGGGAGUGAGGAACAAAAGGGAAUGACUGGUGACAGUCAUGCUAUGGGGAGUGAGGAACAAAAGGGAACGACUGGUGACAGUCAUGCUAUGGGGAGUGAGGAACAAAAGGGAACGACUGGUGACAGUCAUACUACUGGUAGUGAGGAACAAAAGGGAACGACUGGUGACAGUCAUGCUACUGGGAGUGAGGAACAAAAGGGAAUGACUGGUGACAGUCAUGCUAUGGGGAGUGAGGAACAAAAGGGAACGACUGGUGACAGUCAUGCUAUGGGGAGUGAGGAACAAAAGGGAACGACUGGUGACAGUCAUGUUACUGGGAGUGAGGAACAAAAGGGAAUGACUGGUGACAGUCAUGCUACUGGGAGUGAGGAACAAAAGGGAAUGACUGGUGACAGUCAUGCUACUGGGAGUGAGGAACAAACAGGAACGACUGGUGACAGUCAUGCUACUGGGAGUGAGGAACAAAAGGGAAUGACUGGUGACAGUCAUGCUACUGGGAAUGAGGAACAAACAGGAACGACUGGUGACAGUCAUGCUACGGGGAGUGAGGAACAAAAGGGAAUGACUGGUGACAGUCAUGCUACUGGGAGUGAGGAACAAACAGGAACGACUGGUGACAGUCAUGCUACGGGGAGUGAGGAACAAAAGGGAAUGACUGGUGACAGUCAUGCUACUGGGAGUGAGGAACAAAAGGGAAUGACUGGUGACAGUCAUGCUACUGGGAGUGAGGAACAAAAGGGAACGACUGGUGACAGUCAUGCUGCUGGGAGUGAGGAACAAAAGGGAACGACUGGUGACAGUCAUGCUACUGGGAGUGAGGAACAAAAGGGAAUGACUGGUGACAGUCAUGCUACUGGGAGUGAGGAACAAAAGGGAAUGACUGGUGACAGUCAUGCUAUGGGGAGUGAGGAACAAAAGGGAACGACUGGUGACAGUCAUGCUAUGGGGAGUGAGGAACAAAAGGGAACUAGUGACAGUCAUGCUACUGGUAGUGAGGAACAAAAGGGAAUGACUGGUGACAGUCAUGCUACUGGGAGUGAGGAACAAAAGGGAAUGACUGGUGACAGUCAUGCUAUGGGGAGUGAGGAACAAAAGGGAACGACUGUUGACAGUCAUGUUAUGGGGAGUGAGGAACAAAAGGGAACGACUGGUGACAGUCAUGCUACUGGGAGUGAGGAACAAAAGGGAAUGACUGGUGACAGUCAUGCUACUGGGAGUGAGGAACAAAAGGGAAUGACUGGUGACAGUCAUGCUACUGGGAGUGAGGAACAAAAGGGAACGACUGGUGACAGUCAUGCUACUGGGAGUGAGGAACUAAAGGGAACGACUGGUGACAGUCAUGCUACUGGGAGUGAGGAACAAAAGGGAACGACUGGUGACAGUCAUGCUACUGGGAGUGAGGAACAAAAGGGAACGACUGGUGACAGUCAUGCUACUGGGAGUGAGGAACAAAAGGGAACGACUGGUGACAGUCAUGCUACUGGGAGUGAGGAACAAAAGGGAAUGACUGGUGACAGUCAUGCUACUGGGAGUGAUAAUGCAGAGAUGGUCCUGCCUGUUAAUGCUCAGAGCAAAUUUCCACCUUUGAGAUGCUCCAAGAUAAUUAGGGAAAGGGCAAAGGGGCUAAAAGAAAACACCCAGUCCUAUACACAGCAUCAUAGGGGCAAAAGGAAACCACCCAGUUCUAUACACAGCAUUUUAUGCACCUUCCAGGAGGAACUAAUGGAGAGAAAGGAGCCCUCAGGACGUGACCCAAACCAAUCAACCAUGGUGACAGUACAACAAACGGAGGAGAUAAAUGAGAGACUUGCGUUUGUAUCACGUUAUAUAGACCCAGAGAAUUGGUUUCGAGUCAACAGUGGAUGA
Messenger RNA from Protopterus annectens (West African lungfish), 3420 nucleotides. RefSeq names its product collagen alpha-2(I) chain-like. The coding region runs from base 1 to 3420 and encodes 1139 amino acids. The transcript has a single exon. NCBI's taxonomy places the organism in Eukaryota, Metazoa, Chordata, Ceratodontiformes, Protopteridae. The record is from RefSeq and is a predicted model, not a curated record.